Messenger RNA from Sinocyclocheilus grahami, 2140 nucleotides. Its product is annotated as phosphatidylserine synthase 1-like. The record is from RefSeq and is a predicted model, not a curated record. Bases 367 to 1698 code for a protein of 443 amino acids. Gene Ontology annotation, molecular function: L-serine-phosphatidylethanolamine phosphatidyltransferase activity. Gene Ontology annotation, biological process: phosphatidylserine biosynthetic process. Lineage: Eukaryota; Metazoa; Chordata; Actinopteri; Cypriniformes; Cyprinidae. The transcript is spliced from 12 exons.
CGCCACUGUUGGUGUAAAUGACACUCAACACAACAGCGUGACCUUCAGCGCGUGAGAAACUCGAGCUCCGCUGCACGUUUUGACCCUUUCGGCUUGCCAUACAGGCUGCACGCCUAGCACUGCAUGCAAACCAAUGAAAAUGCAGGAAUUGUCUGUUUUCCCCUAAUGCGUGUGCCAUCUUUCCGCUCCGUGCAUGCAUCUCUCUCCCCGAGCAGCUGAUUGUGUUGUGCAUGCAUUAGGAGCCGGAUUGCACACAUGCAUGGCCGUCAUCCGGGUUGCAUUCGUGCCGCAGACGCCAGAGAGGGAGAGAGAGCCUCUAACAUCACGGUAAAUCAAAGGUGAAGCCAGGACGGAGAGGAAAAAAGCAUGGCGUCCGCGUUCGGCUCCAGGACCCUGAGUAAAGAUGAUGUGAACUACAGGAUGCAUUUCCGCAUGAUCAACGAGCAGCAGGUGGAGGACAUCACCAUCGACUUCUUCUACAAGCCUCACACCAUCACCCUGCUCACAUGCACCGUGCUCAGCCUCAUGUACUUCGCCUUCACGCGAGAUGAUGGAAACCCUGACAGUAACCUGUGGGUGGGUCUCAUCCUGGUCAUCUCCUUCUUCUUGGUCAUCAGCGUUCUCGCCUUCCCCAACGGUCCGUUCACAAGACCCCAUCCAGCGAUAUGGCGUAUAGUGUUCGGGUUGAGUGUGCUGUACUUCCUCUUCCUGGUUUUCAUCAUCUUCCUGAACUGGGAGCAGGUCAAGUCUCUCAUGUUCUGGCUGGAUCCCAAUCUGCGCUACGCCAAACGGGAAGCCGACGUCAUGGAGUAUGCCGUCAACUGUCAUGUGAUCACCUGGGAGCGAAUCCUCAGCCACUUCGACAUCUUCGCCUUCAGUCAUUUCUGGGGCUGGGGAAUGAAGGCUCUGCUGAUCCGCAGCUAUGGCCUGUGCUGGACCAUCAGCAUCACCUGGGAGCUGACCGAGCUGUUCUUCAUGCAUCUUCUUCCGAAUUUCGCGGAGUGCUGGUGGGAUCAGGUCAUCCUGGAUAUCCUGCUGUGUAACGGCGGAGGGAUCUGGCUGGGAAUGACCACCUGCCGCUUCCUGGAGAUGCGCACGUAUCACUGGGCCAGCAUCAAAGACAUCCACAGCACCACGGGGAAGAUCAAGCGUGCAGCGCUGCAGUUCACUCCCGCUAGCUGGACAUACGUGCGCUGGCUCGACCCCAAGUCCUCCUUACAGAGAGUGACGGGAGUCUAUCUGUUCAUGAUCAUCUGGCAGGUCCGUGCAUUCACUUCUCUAUCAUGCUCCUGUGCUCUGAUGUUUAGGCAGUAUUACGCGUAUCUGACGGACACGCAGUGCAAGCGGGUCGGGACUCAGUGCUGGGUGUUUGGAGCGAUCGCUUUCCUGGAGGCCUUGGCGUGCAUUAAAUUCGGACAAGACUUGUUUUCCAAGACGCAGGUUUUGUAUGUGGUGUUGUGGCUCCUGUGUUUGGCUUUCAUCACGUUCCUGUGUCUGUAUGGGAUGGUCUGGUUCGCUGAGAACUACGGGCCCCGACAGAAGAGCUUCUCGGAGUGUGAGGACAGUAUUUACACGGAGCCGGGCGAUGCCGAGUCUGAAUGCAGAGGGGAGUUUGAGGCGGACAGCACAACUUCCUCUUCCACCAGGAAACGGAGGGACUCUGGAAAUAACAGAAGCAUCAACGGCCUGGAGAAAUAAGGCCGUCUCUGAAAGGCUUUUUCGACGGGAACUUUUGCACAGGUGUCGCUCCUGUUAGCAGCAUCAGAUGACUGUGAUGGUGAUGCAAGACCCUUUGAAAAGGCAAUCCUGUGUGUCCGGUGUUUAGUUAGCGCGCUCACUUUACCUGUUGACCUACAGAGACUGGUUAACCAGGUUAGAUCCCAAGCAUAGCUGGUGUUUUCAGUCGCAUGCGUGACUCGUAUCAGUGCUGGAUUCGAUGUCACGGCUGUAUUUUACGGCAAGCAGCCGAUUUCAGAGUAUGUUAUUCAUAUCAUAAUGUGUUUACAAAUGAUCAUAUUUUAAAGUCAACAUUAUAUCAGAAUUUACCUUCUUAAAACACGUGCUUAUUGUGCAUUUUGCUGGUGCAUGUUCUUUUAAAAUGAUUUUCUUUUAGUGAUAGUCAUAAAAAUGUAAGUGUAGA